AUGUUGCGUACGACUCGGCUGGCUCUGCGACCGCGCCUGGCGGUGCGUCGGGGUGCGGUGCUUGCCACGGCUAGUGCUGCAUCCUCUGUGCGCGUCGUGGCGGCUGUACGACAGCUGCACGUGCGUCGCGAGCCUAUUGCUCCAUCCAUCACGGUGCGUCGCGCCUCAACCGUGGCGUCUGCCCAGCCGGGUCUCAAGCCGUUGCCCGCCAAGAUCCUGAUCGCCAACCGCGGCGAGAUUGCGUGUCGCAUCAUCCGCACCUGUCGUCGACUGGGCAUCUCCACCGUCGCCGUCUUUUCCGAGGCGGAUGCCAAGGCGCAGCACGUACGGCUUGCCGACGAGGCGUACUGCAUCGGCCCUGCUGCGUCGGCCGAAUCGUACCUGCGCCAAGACAAGAUCCUGGCCGUAGCCCACCGCACGGGCGCGACCAUGAUCCACCCGGGCUACGGCUUCCUCUCUGAAAACGCCGCGUUCGCAGCGCUGCUCGAGCAGAGCAACGUCACCUUCAUGGGCCCGCCUGCAAGCGCUAUCGACGCCAUGGGAUCCAAGAGCGCAAGCAAGCACAUCAUGCUCAACGCAGGCGUCCCCUGCGUACCUGGAUACCACGGCGACAAUCAAGACCCGGCAUUCCUGGCGCAAGAGGCCGACAAGAUCGGCUACCCCGUCCUCAUCAAGGCCGUCAAGGGCGGAGGCGGUAAGGGCAUGAAGAUCGCCGACACCCCGGCCGAGUUCGGCGACGCGCUCGAGUCCGCCCAGCGUGAGGCGGCCAAGUCGUUCGGUGACGCGACGGUGCUGAUCGAAAAGUACCUUACUGCGCCCAGGCAUGUCGAGGUGCAGGUGUUUGCCGACAAGCACGGCAAUGCGGUGUACAUCUCGGAGCGCGACUGCUCGGUCCAACGUCGACACCAGAAGAUCAUCGAGGAAGCCCCCGCCCCGCACCUGCCCGAGCACCUGCGUCGCGAACUCGGCGAAAAGGCUGUGGCGGCAGCAAAGGCGGUGGGCUAUGUGGGCGCAGGAACGGUCGAGUUCAUUCUCGACGCCAAGAGACCCGAGAACUUUUACUUUAUGGAGAUGAACACGCGGCUGCAGGUGGAGCAUCCGGUCACCGAGAUGGUUUCCGGCCUCGACCUGGUCGAGUGGCAGCUCGAGGUGGCCGCAGGCAACAGGCUUCCGCUGCUGCAGGACGAGCUGAAGAUCGAGGGCCAUGCGUUCGAAGCGAGGAUCUACGCCGAAAACACCGAUGCCAACUUCCUCCCUGACACGGGAAGACUCGUCCACGUCGCCCUUCCAUCCACCUCGACCCUCACCCACUCCAACAGCGCACUGGCACCGCGCAGCGGUGGAGUGGUCGGGUCCGAACAACAGCCCGAGGCGGUGGUGAGGGUGGAUACCGGCUUCGUCAGUGGCGACGAGAUCUCGGUGCACUACGACCCCAUGAUCGCCAAGCUCAUCGUCAAGGGUCGCGACCGCACCGAGGCGCUGCGCAUCAUGGCCAACGCGCUCAACCAGUACCAAGUCGUCGGACCGUCGACCAACAUUCAGUUUCUCAAGAACCUCGUGCGCCACCCCAGGUUCAUCGCCGGCGACGUCGAGACGGGCUUCAUCGCCAAGCACGGCCAGACGGGCCUGUUUGGCGACCCGCACACGUCGGAGCUGCAGCUGCAGGAGGCGGUGGCCCAGGGCGCAAUCUGGCUGUACCAGCGCGACGCCGCUGCUGCCCUGAGCGAGGGCGAGGCGGGAGAGGGCAAGGCGAGUAUCUGGACCAACCCCGCCUUCCGUCCUGCCCAAACCCGGAGCUGGGAGCUGAGCCACAAAACACUCGGCCCCCUCCGUGUGUCAGUGACUCCCGUCGACGACGCGUUCGACGUCAAAGUCCAAGGCAAGGGAGUGGAGGAGUUCAAGGGACUCAGAACCACGGGAUGUACGACUGUGGAGGCGACGAGGACGGGGCUGACCACGUUUAUGCCCACGGGCGUGGUGACGUCGUUCAGCAUCGUAGCUCCCGCUUGGUUUGCAAAGAUCUCGGAGGCGGCGGCGGGACCGGUGGGCGAUGCACUCGCCAGCCCCAUGCCGAGCAAGAUCGUAGACUGCAAGGUCAAGCCAGGGCAGCACGUCAACAAGGGCGAGACGCUCGUCAUUCUCGAGGCCAUGAAGACCGAAAUUGCCCUCAAGGCGCCCAGGGAUGCAGUGAUCAAAAGCAUCAGUGGCAAGUGCAAGCCCGGCGCUCUCGUCCCUGAAGCCACUACACUGGUCACCUUUGAGUCCGAGUAG
Molecule: messenger RNA, 2271 nt
Organism: Moesziomyces aphidis
Lineage: Eukaryota; Fungi; Basidiomycota; Ustilaginomycetes; Ustilaginales; Ustilaginaceae
Source: the annotation of a GenBank genome assembly